AUGGAGGUCGACCGCUUUACCAAGUAUCUCGCUGCCACUGGCUUUUCAGAUCGCGAAGAAGAGAUUAGAAGAUAUGUUGCACAAGGUGCCGAAGAUGUGCGCGCCAUUAUGUCUUCUCCUUUUUCUUCCGAUGAGAUACGAGAAAUUGCAGCUCGCGAGGUUCACCCAGCCGCUCGUGGACGUCAAGUCACUGGCAUCAUUUGGUAUCUCACUUCACUAGCGGUUGAACGCAAUCAGGCCUUUCUAUCGGGUGCUUUUCUCUGCCUAGACCUAUACGGUCGACUCUCUGCUUUCUUCUUGGCUAUUGGCACUCCGCGAACGAGCAGCCAUCUCAGGCGUCACAGCGCGCCGGGUUGUACCGGUGGAGUCGAUCUUGUUGUCGACGGCGCUUUACCACCACUCGCCAAUGAUCAUCGACACGUGUUGUUCACAGCUAUUUCCAAUGAUAAGCUCCGAGGGAGCUGUUUGUUCCUGAAACCAGAGCCGUAUGGGGUGUCUGGAAUUAAAGACUUUGGCCACCACGCUGAUCGCUAUGUCCGCUCUCUUGGGCGCCGGUUCCGUUUUGGCGGCAACGAUCGUGUUGGUAUGAGAAAGGAACGCAUUCCGGACCGCCUUGUCAAAGCUUUUUCCGAAGCAGUGGCUCAUCUUCCGGAUGGCGAGAGUGCUAUUGCAGAUGUUGGCAGAAAAGGAGCAGGCGAAGGCAUUGCCGGGAUGCAUUCUUACCUUACUGCAAAGAUGCACGACUCAAGUCUCUCCAAUCUUGCUAUGGUGGAGUUGCUGCAUCAACUGGAGGCAGAGUACGACUUUGUCAGUUUUCGGUUUGGCAACGAGGUUUGCCUUGAUCUCGGGCUCGAGGUGUCCAAGCCACUGCCCAAAGCUCCAGGAGUUCUUGGUCCGUCGCCGUCCCUUUCGUGGUUACUAGUUGCAAGCCUAAAGACUGAGAUGCCUGUGGUAACUACAGAAAUGCUGGAGUCGGUUACUGGUUUCUGA
Messenger RNA from Trichoderma breve, 990 nucleotides. RefSeq lists its product as uncharacterized. The transcript has a single exon. NCBI's taxonomy places the organism in Eukaryota, Fungi, Ascomycota, Sordariomycetes, Hypocreales, Hypocreaceae. Bases 1 to 990 code for a protein of 329 amino acids. The record is from RefSeq and is a predicted model, not a curated record.